AGAUCUUCCACAAGGUACCUCCCUCUCAGCAGCUCAGAGCACCUCACACAGAACACUCAUUAACCUGCUGCACUGCUCAGCCUGUGGAGUCUGCUGGUGAAUAUUAAUAAUGUAUCAGCCAGAACCAGACAAGGGCUACCAAGGUUACCCACAGCCAGGGGGAUAUUACCCACAACCAGGAGCAGUUUAUCCACCCCCUCCACCAUAUGGAACACCACAGCCACAGCCAACAGUGAUUUUAGCUCCUGCAACAACAGUGAUACUGAAUGCAUCAUUUACUGAUACGCCUGCAUCAUGCACAUGUCCAGUCUGUCGUCAGACCAUCGUGACACGAGUGGAAUAUAACACUGGCCUCCUUACUUGGCUUAUAUUCGGCCUCCUGCUCCUUUUUGGGUGCUGGCUGGGAUGCUGUCUCAUUCCUUUCUGUGUGGACAGCUGUAAGGAUGUUGACCAUUUUUGCCCAAAUUGCAAUCAUCACCUGUCUAAGUACAAAAGGCUAUGAAGAGGAUUUCCCACCAUGGAAUGCUAUGUCCAGCAACAGAAUAAUUACAGUUUGCACAAUAAGAUGAAGUUUGUACACCAAGAGUUAUAUAAGUGUAAAAAUAUAUAUAUUAUGAGAUUGUUUACUGAUCAUUUGCUUUACAACUUUUGUACUGUACAUUAAAUGUUGUGCCUCAUUGUACAUAUUAAAUUUAUCAUUUUCAAAUCA
Pseudophryne corroboree (corroboree frog) is the source of this 709-nucleotide messenger RNA. Its product is annotated as LITAF domain-containing protein-like. Gene Ontology annotation, cellular component: cytoplasmic side of lysosomal membrane; nucleus; cytoplasmic side of late endosome membrane. Gene Ontology annotation, molecular function: zinc ion binding. The record is from RefSeq and is a predicted model, not a curated record. The coding region runs from base 110 to 502 and encodes 130 amino acids. NCBI's taxonomy places the organism in Eukaryota, Metazoa, Chordata, Amphibia, Anura, Myobatrachidae. The transcript is spliced from 5 exons.